Messenger RNA from Alternaria postmessia, 1620 nucleotides. RefSeq names its product anthranilate synthase component 1 (gene TRP2). Bases 1 to 1620 code for a protein of 539 amino acids. Lineage: Eukaryota; Fungi; Ascomycota; Dothideomycetes; Pleosporales; Pleosporaceae. Gene Ontology annotation, molecular function: anthranilate synthase activity. The record is from RefSeq and is a predicted model, not a curated record. Gene Ontology annotation, biological process: L-tryptophan biosynthetic process. The transcript is spliced from 10 exons.
AUGGCGCCACAGCUGGGCGUUCAGCCAUCGCUUGACACCAUUCGAGAGGUAUUGGCUGCAGCAGUCAAGUCGCCCAACCCACCAAACCUCGUACCCGUAUUCUCCUCGAUUCCCGCCGAGUUCUUGACCGCCUCCAGCAUAUACCUGAAGAUAUCCGCAAAAUCAGAGUCAAAACUCUCGUUCCUUUUCGAGAGCGCUGCAACAACCGAGACCAUAGGCCGGUACAGCUUCAUUGGCGCAGACCCUCGCAAAGUCAUCAAGACCGGUCCCGGCCAUGGCGAAGAGACCGACCCACUACCCCUCCUCGAGAAGGAGCUUGCGAAGAGCCGCGUCGCGACCGUACCCUCAAUACAACUACCGCCCAUGACCGGCGGUGCUGUCGGAUAUGUUGGCUAUGACUGCGUCAAAUAUUUCGAGCCCAAGACAAGGAGGAAUGAUAUGAAGGACGUGUUGGGCGUACCGGAGAGCUUCUUCAUGCUCUACGAUACACUGGUGGCUCUGGACCAUUUCGCACAGGUUGUAAAGGUCAUAACAUACGUCAAGGUACCAGACAGCAUGGACGACUUGGAACAAGCGUACGAGGAAGCGAAGAGUACGCUGAAGAAAUACGUGACAGUACUCAAGGGCAAGGACAUUCCGCUACCAGAACAAGGGCCUAUUCAGCUCGGUAACCAAUACACGUCCAACAUUGGACAGGACGGGUAUGAGAACCAUGUCAAGGAACUGAAGAAGCACAUCAGCGUUGGCGACAUCAUCCAGGCGGUACCAUCUCAACGGUUUGCAAGACCGACAUCAUUGCAUCCUUUCAACGUAUACCGGAACCUGCGAAACGUCAACCCCUCGCCGUACCUAUUCUAUGUCGAUUGUGACGAUUUCCAAAUAGUGGGGGCAAGUCCCGAGCUGCUGGUAAAAGAGGAGCAGGGUCGCAUCAUCACUCAUCCCAUUGCUGGCACCGUCAAGCGGGGCAAGACACUGCAAGAAGACGCAGCGCUCGCGGAAGAAUUGUCCAACUCUCUCAAGGAUCGGGCCGAACAUGUCAUGUUGGUCGACUUGGCUCGCAAUGACGUCAAUCGCGUGUGCGACCCACUUUCGACACGAGUUGACAAGCUAAUGGUAGUCCAAAAGUUUUCACACGUGCAGCACCUGGUCUCGGAGGUCUCAGGGGUGUUGCGACCUGGCAAGACGCGAUUCGACGCGUUCCGCUCAAUCUUCCCCGCCGGAACGGUGAGCGGUGCGCCCAAGGUGCGCGCCAUGGAGCUCAUUGCCGAGCUUGAGCGGGAAAAGCGCGGUGUGUAUGCUGGCGCGGUAGGAUACUUUGGCUACGGCUCUAUUGAUGGCGACAAGGAGAUUGAAGGUGCCAUGGACACAUGCAUUGCGCUAAGAACCAUGCUUGUCAAAGACGGCAUCGCGUAUCUCCAAGCAGGGGGCGGCAUAGUUUUUGAUUCGGACCCUUACGACGAGUGGAUGGAGACGAUCAAUAAGUUAGGCGCGAACACGCACUGCAUCACUUCAGCUGAAGAGAAGCAUCUGGCCGAGCAGCAGGACAGCGCAGACGAUGGCGAAAAGGACGCGUCGACGCUCGAGGGCGAUGCAAAGACGCGCAUUUCUCUUGCGGCUUGA